UGCGUCUCCCAAUCUCCACACUCUUUCUUUCCUCUCUUUCUCUCCUCGCUCUCUUCCCUACCCUUGUCGCAUCUCUUUCCCCGCAGUUCCCCUCUCGCCACGACUACCAGCAUGGGUCGGCUAAGCAGCUAGUGGCCUCUCGUCAAUACCGCGUGGUUCGAGAUCUCCUCGAUGUAUGCGUCAAUGUAAGCCUAGACGUCCUUGCUAAUGCCACUCAGUUGCUCGGCCUCGAAUCUCUGCUCGGCCCUCUCGAUAUCAAUCCCGAUAUUCAGCUUUGCUUGUGUCUCAAGGACCUCGACAUCUACUUGGACACUAACGCCGACAUCCAAGCCGUCGUUGGCCUGCUCGGAAAGGACCCUGUUCGCGCACUUAUCACUGCCCUGGUCAACACGUCGCCAGAUGCGCACCAAUGCACGUUCCCCCCGCAUGCGCACCACACUUGCAACAACAAUGAUCCUUGCCAUUGGGGCUGUGAUGAAGGUUAUAUUCGCGACGGUAACACUUGCGUCUGCCCUCCACCCUACACAUCGUGUAACGGUGUUUGCGGCUUGUUCCGCCACGGCUGCCCUUCCGCUGUUCCCAGGACAUUACAACCCCGGGCCGCCAUCGUUACUUUGGCCCAAGCGAAGGCAGCCUGCGGAAGUAAUGCAGAGGUCUGCGGUGUCAGUGGUCGAGAAAACUCGAUGGCCUUUGAAUGUGUGGACACUGAGACGACCAAGGACAGUUGUGGCGGUUGUAUGGCUCCCCAUCCCUUCUUCGAGUCGGAGCCCGUCCGGCGCACGACAGGUCAGGAUUGCUCCGCCAUUCCCAAUGCGAAGAGUGCCGGGUGUUUGGAAAGCCGCUGCGUCGUCCAUACCUGCAAUGAUGGUUGGAUCCCAAGCGCUACCCUGGACCAAUGCAUCCGCGACCCCGCUCAAUCCGCGCCGACCAAGGUAGUCCGAAUUCUGAAGCGCUCAACGCACUCAGCCUCUCCAAGCGCAACUGCUACCUCCAACGUCAAUCCCGACGUGGUCUCUCAACUUCUCAUUGUCGUCGAGCAUGUCCUUAACCUGAAUGCUGCCUGCCCUACCUCUCUACCCUCGACACUACCUGCAACGCCCGGCACCCCAUCUACUUCUGACAUCGUUCCUGCCCUUUUGAACGACAUCUACGACGCUACGGGCAGCCUUGUGACAUCCUCUACUGUUGACUCCCUUGUUGCAGGUCUUGGCUCCCUUCUUGACACAAGUUCGCUCCUUGGUUCGAUGCUGGGUACCUGCGGCUGUGCGGACGACCUUGGGUUGACGAACAUGGUGCAGGAGCUCGAUGUCCUGAUCCGUGUCCUGCUGGACCUGCAAGACUUCUGCGGGCAUAAUCCCGUCGUUACAAGUCCAGGCUCAGGCAGUGGCUCCAACACUGUCAGCAGCUCCGGCGCAUACAGCACUGCUCACUCUGUCACCUCUGUAGUAUCGCACCUCCCUCCGGCUGCAUCGUCGCCUUCGUCUUGUUCAGCUUGUUCGAUACCGUCGACAUCUGACGGCUCGGCGCUCAUCGUUGGACUGAGCGACUUGCUCGGUGGGCUUCUUGGCCCUCACUCUGGCAUCGUUGUAGCCGGUUUGCUGGGAAAUGAUUUGGACAACUCCCUCAACAAUCUCCUCAACAGUCUUAGUCUUGGUCCCAACAAUUUCCGUAGGCGCCAACUUACCACAAAUGCGAAUACAACCUCUCUCCUCACCCAACUCGACACGCUCGUCGACCUUAUACUCGACCUCAACUCCGAAUCAGGGUCACUUCCUUCUGCAGGCUCUGGUCAUUCAAUCAUCAACUCUGGCCUCGUCGACAGCGUCGUGAACGCCUCGAUUUCUCUUCUUUCAGCUCAGACUUACGUCCAGUUGGUUUAUGGCGUCGACCAGCUGGUUGGUGUUAGUCUCGCAUCUCUUCACGCGUUUGACCAGUGUGGCUGCCUAUCCGAACUCGGCCUUCAAGCUACGUACCGCGAUAUUGUCAAGAUCGUCGACGUCGCCCUCGCUCUGCAACAAUACACCGAGGCUCAGCCCGCAUCCUCGUCUGGCGGUGUCAGUGGCCCAUCCGACGGUCUCUUCCCCAGUGCCGGCGCUGGAGAACCUCUGGUUGUUGGACUCACCAAACUUCUCAAUGGACUGGGCAUCGGCGGCUCUGGAGGCGUGGUUGUUAGCGGCCUGCUCGGCGAUGGGGUUGACAGCACUCUUAAUUCGCUGCUCGACGGCCUGAACCUUGGACCGCACGGUCUCCGUCGGUAGG
This is a messenger RNA of Cyclocybe aegerita, 2259 nucleotides long. NCBI's taxonomy places the organism in Eukaryota, Fungi, Basidiomycota, Agaricomycetes, Agaricales, Hemipholiotaceae. The record is from the annotation of a GenBank genome assembly.